GGAGCCGGCGAGUUACCUAGGGGUGUGCGGGGACUGCCCCGCGACUGUGGACGAUGCCGUACCUUGGCUCCGAGGACGUGGUGAAGGAGCUGAAGAAAGCUCUGUGUAACCCUCACAUUCAGGCGGAUAGGCUGCGCUACCGGAAUGUCAUCCAGCGAGUGAUUAGGCACAUGACUCAGGGCUUGGACAUGUCUGGUGUUUUCAUGGAAAUGGUGAAGGCCAGUGCCACCGUAGAUAUUGUUCAGAAGAAGUUGGUUUAUCUGUACAUGUGUACCUAUGCCCCCCUGAAACCAGAUCUGGCUCUCUUGGCCAUUAAUACGCUGUGCAAAGACUGUUCGGAUCCCAAUCCAAUGGUGCGGGGGCUGGCAUUACGGAGCAUGUGUAGUCUCAGGAUGCCUGGUGUGCAGGAAUACAUCCAACAGCCUAUUCUCAAUGGUCUGCGAGAUAAGGCUUCAUAUGUCAGGAGGGUGGCAGUCCUUGGUUGUGCCAAGAUGCAUAAUCUUCACGGAGACUCGGAAGUGGACGGUGCCCUGGUAAAUGAAUUAUACAGUUUGCUGCGUGACCAGGAUCCAAUUGUGGUUGUGAACUGCCUGAGGUCUCUAGAGGAAAUUCUGAGACAGGAAGGAGGUGUUGUCAUCAACAAGCCCAUCGCCCACCAUCUCUUAAAUCGAAUGCCAAAACUGGACCAAUGGGGCCAGGCUGAAGUAUUGAACUUUCUGCUACGCUACGAACCCCGCAGUGAGGAGGAGCUGUUUGACAUUCUCAAUCUGUUGGAUAGCUUUCUCAAGAGCAGUAGCCCAGGUGUGGUGAUGGGAGCCACGAAACUCUUUCUGAUCUUGGCAAAAAAAUUCCCCCACGUACAAACCGACGUGCUUGUGCAAGUCAAGGGACCUUUGCUGGCCGCCUGUUCUUCAGAGAGCCGCGAGCUCUGCUUUGCUGCCCUCUGUCAUGUGCGUCAGAUCUUGCAUAGUCUGCCGGGUCACUUUAGCAGCCACUACAAAAAGUUUUUUUGCUCUUACUCGGAGCCACACUACAUCAAGCUGCAGAAGGUGGAGGUGCUGUGUGAGCUGGUGAACGAUGAGAACGUGCAGCAGGUGCUAGAGGAGCUCCGGGGCUACUGUACCGAUGUGUCAGCUGACUUUGCCCAGGCUGCCAUCUUUGCCAUAGGUGGUAUUGCCAGGACCUACACAGAUCAGUGUGUGCAGAUUCUAACAGAGUUGCUGGGGCUUCGACAAGAGCACAUCACCACAGUGGUGGUGCAAACUUUCCGAGACCUGGUUUGGUUGUGUCCUCAGUGUACGGAAGCUGUGUGUCAGGCCCUGCCCGGCUGUGAGGAGAACAUUCAAGAUAGCGAGGGGAAACAGGCCCUUAUUUGGCUCCUUGGUGUCCAUGGGGAGAGAAUUCCCAAUGCUCCCUAUGUGUUGGAAGACUUCGUGGAGAAUGUGAAGUCAGAGACGUUUCCAGCUGUGACGAUGGAGCUGCUCACUGCGCUGCUGCGCCUUUUCCUCUCCCGGCCCGCCGAGUGCCAGGACACGCUGGGGCGCCUGUUACAUUACUGCAUAGAGGAAGAAAAGAAUAUGGCAGUACGAGACCGAGGUCUCUUUUAUUACCGCCUUCUCUUAGCCGGCAUUGAUGAAGUGAAGCAGAUCCUCUGUAGCCCUAAAUCUGACCCUUCUCUUGGACUUUUGGAAGAUCAGGCAGAAAGACCUGUGAAUAGCUGGGCCUCGGACUUCAACACGCUGGUGCCAGUCUAUGGCAAAGCCCGCUGGGCAACCAUCUCUAAAUACCAGGGGGCAGAGCGUCGGGGCCCAGAGCUUCCUGACACUGCGUCCUUUGCCACCUCAGGUCCCCUGAUUCCUGAAGAGAACAAGGAGAGGGUACAAGAACUCCCUGAUUCUGGAGCCCUCGUGCUAGUCCCCAAUUGCCAGCUUACUGCUGAGUAUUUUGAGAAAACUUGGUUUAGCCUGAAAGUUGCUCAUCAGCAGGUGUUCCCUUGGCGGGGAGCAGUCCAUCCUGACACUCUCCAGAUGGCCCUACAAGUAGUGAACAUCCAGACCAUCGCAAUGAGCAGGGCUGGGGCUCACCCGUGGAAAGCCUAUCUCAGUGCUCAGGAUGACACUGGGUGUCUGUUCCUAACAGAACUGCUGUUGGAGUCCGAGAACUCGGAAAUGCAGAUCUCUGUGAAACAAAAUGAGCCGAGGACCGAGACACUGAAUAGUUUUAUUUCUGUAUUAGAAACUGUGUUUGGAACAAUUGGAGACAUAAAAUCAUAA
Messenger RNA from Puma concolor (puma), 2273 nucleotides. It is a transcript of the gene AP4B1, whose product is annotated as adaptor related protein complex 4 subunit beta 1. Gene Ontology annotation, molecular function: clathrin binding. Gene Ontology annotation, biological process: intracellular protein transport; vesicle-mediated transport. Gene Ontology annotation, cellular component: clathrin adaptor complex; membrane coat. NCBI's taxonomy places the organism in Eukaryota, Metazoa, Chordata, Mammalia, Carnivora, Felidae. The record is from RefSeq and is a predicted model, not a curated record.